AUGGCGCUGGCGGAGCGUGUGUCGAGCCUGGACUCGAUGUUUCUCCGGAAACACGUCCGAGUCGGAGGCACGGCGUUCACUGUUGACUCCCUCAUCGACUGUCUCUUGCUGCUCUACGACGAGUGUGUGCGAUCCUCUCUAUCGAAGGAGAAGACCCUUCAAGGGUUUGUGAAGUUCGUUUCUCCUGUCGUGCAGCAAGUACGGAAACAACGAUUAGCCCGAAGCGACUUCGAAAUAUUGAAAGUUAUAGGCCGAGGAGCGUUCGGCGAAGUUGCCGUAGUCCGAGAAAAAUCUUCACAGAAAGUUUUCGCCAUGAAGAUCCUCAAUAAAUGGGAAAUGCUGAAAAGGGCAGAGACGGCCUGCUUCCAAGAGGAACGAGAUGUUCUCGUUUUCGGAGACAAACGUUGGAUCACCAACCUCCACUACUCGUUCCAGGAUCACUCGAAUCUCUAUCUCGUCAUGGAUUAUUAUUGCGGAGGGGACCUGCUUACAUUAUUAUCGAAAUUCGAAGAUCGACUACCGGAGGAAAUGGCCAAAUUUUACAUCGCUGAAAUGAUCCUGGCAAUCCAUUCACUGCAUUCCUUACGAUACGUCCAUCGGGACGUCAAACCGGAUAACGUUCUUUUAGACGCCCAGGGACACAUCAGACUAGCUGACUUCGGUUCUUGUUUGCGACUCGGUGAAGGAGGACUGGUUCAUUCACGUGUGGCUGUGGGCACACCCGACUACAUAUCACCCGAGAUCCUCCGGGCAAUGGAGGACAAUCAGGGCACCUACGGGCCUGAGUGCGAUUGGUGGUCGCUCGGGGUUUGCAUGUACGAGAUGCUGUUCGGGGAGACGCCGUUCUACGCCGAAAGUCUCCUGGAAACAUACGGCAAGAUCAUGAACCAUAAGAACUCGUUCGAUUUUCCCGAGGACGCCGCCGGAGUUUCGGAAGAAUCGAAAGAUUUGAUUCGCCACCUCGUGUGCGCUGCCGACUCCAGACUGGGACAGAACGGGGUCGAUGACUUCAAGAAUCAUCCCUGGUUCGCGGGAAUCGACUGGGACACUAUUCGAGACAGCGAGGCGCCCUUCAUUCCCCAAGUGAGCUCUCCGACCGACACUUCGAAUUUCGAUGUCGACGAGCUGACGUUCAAGAACGCUGAUUCUUCCGCUCCGCCGAGCGCUAACGCCGUGUUUUCGGGACUACACCUACCAUUCGUCGGAUUCACUUUCACUUCGAACAGCAAAUUGUCAGAAGGUCUAGAAAACGAAGAAGCAGAUGUGUCGAACGGUGCUGUCGAAGUCAAUGAGUCGAAUCGACUUCGUGAUGAACUCGCUAAGAUGCUUCUGAAGAAUAACGAGCUCGAGCAGGAGCUCAAAACUGUCUGUCUUUCACUGACGGCUGACACGGCGGGCAACGGGGAAAUCACCGUGAACUGUCAGACGCGUGACAUGGAACGACUCAUCAAGAAUCUCACCCGGGACAAGGAAGAAAUGAAGGCCGAGCUCAAGGAAUGCCAGGAGCGAAUAGCGCAGAUGUCGAAAGAGAUGAAAAAUCAGGCGACCCAACUCAAGGCCACCAUGUCGGAAUACAACGAGGUAUCGGACCGCCUGUCGGACCUGCGAGCCCAAAAACAAAUCGUUUCACGCCAGGUCCGCGACAAGGAAGAAGAAGUGGAAGCCGCCAUGCACAAAAUAGACUCGCUACGGCAAGAGCUCAGGAGAGCCGAUAGACUGAGACGGGAGCUGGAGACGCACGUAGAGGAAGCGCAGGCCGAGGCUCUCAAGGAACGCCGACUUCGCGAACGCGGUGACGAGUACGUCCGUCAUCUCGAAGGAGAGUUGGAAACGCUUCGAGGCACGGGCAGCGCCCCGACAUCGAAUGGAACCUCCAACGGGGAUCUGGUCGUGCAGCUCAAGGCUGAACUGCAGGAACAGGACAAACACUGGAGGGAGCUGGAGGCCCAGUGGGGAAGCAGAAACCAAAUAGAGGUUAAUGCCUUGAAGCAGAAACUUCUCGAGGCCCAACAACAGAAGGAAACGUUGGAGGAAGAAGUUCAUCGCUUGAAGAGAAACGCUGAAGCCGACGGCGGCCUCAAUCUCCAUCGGGGCAGAAUGGAAGCCCUUGAAGAAGAAGUUCAGAGAGUUCGGUCAGAGAACGAAAGACUCGUACAACUCCUCCAACGAGGCGACCAAGAGAUGGCCGUACUGCGAGAGAAACACGAUCUGAUCGCUCAAUGGGAGACACAAAUAACGGAAAUCAUCCAAUGGGUAUCGGACGAGAAGGACGCGCGGGAAUACCUCCAAGCGCUCGCGACGAAAAUGACCCAAGAGCUCGACUACCUCAGAGGCAUUCCGACCUCUGGUGGUGGGGCUCUGGAACAGAAGAAUUGGCGGAAUCGUCGUUCGCAGAAAUUGGACAAGAUGGAGCUGCUGGCUCUACAGUCGAGCUUGCAGAGUGAGAUCCAGGCCAAACAGGCCAUAUCAGAAGAGCUCAGCCAGGUCCGAACAGACAUGGUCGGCCUACAGAAGGAACUUGAAAGGUUGCGGCAAGAGUUGAACGAUAAGGAUAAGGCGCUGAAGGACGCCCUGACUUCUUUGUCGACGACGAAAGACGCCGACGAAGGCGACACGCUGCUCGACCAAUUUUUGAAGGACACUGCGGGUCAGCGAGAGACCCCGACACCGAUGAAUGCGAACACCGGAUCGAACAUCUCCUUGGCCAUGGGGUCCAGACCCUCGUCCCGGAAUCUCGUCAUAUCGUCUCCGAUCCUCCAGGGUGCCGGUACCUACUCGGACGCCCUCAACAAGUCAAUGCAGACGAAUACCACCACCAUACCCGUGACGGCUGCCAAGCUUAAGGCGCAUCAAUUCCUGGUGCGGUCGUUCAUCGCCCCGCUCAAGUGCAACCAAUGCACUUCAUUGAUGCUGGGCCUGAGCCGCCAAGGAGUCGUAUGCGAGGUGUGUGGUUUCGCCUGCCACGUGGCCUGUCAGGACAGAGUGAAUCCUCAAUGUCCUGUACCCGCUGACCAGCACAGACAGGGGUUGUUGGCGAUCGAUCCGACGAGAGGUGUCGGUACCGCUUACGAGGGUUACGUUAAAGUGCCUAAGGUCGGGGGCGUGAAGAAAGGCUGGCAGAGACAGUUCGUGGCGGUGUGCGAUUUCAAGCUAUUCCUAUACGACACCCAACAAGUUUCGGGAACAGGAAGCCUGAGUCACGGGGCCUCUUUGUCGCAAAUGGACAAAAUACAACAAGCAUGCGUCAGCGCCACGCAGGUGCUCGACAUGCGGGACCCAGACUUCAUGGUUAGCGCAGUUCUGGAAAGCGAUGUGAUUCAUGCAAAUCGGAAGGAUGUCCCCUGUAUUUUUAGGGUAGCGACUUCGAUGUUAGACCCCCCCGGACUGAAAUCGAUCACCUUGAUGAUGGUCGACCGCGAAAGCGAGAAGAACAAAUGGGUGGAUGCGUUGGCGGAACUGCAUCGGAUCCUGAAGCGCAACAAGCUGACAACAAGACGCCUCAUCGAACCCAAGCAGGUCUUGGAUUCGACAUUGGCCAUUAUCAAGAAUUGCCUGUCGGCGGUCAUCAUCUCAAAAGAAAGAAUACUCCUAGGAACCGAAGAGGGCCUGUUUUGCAUAGAUCUCGACAAUAAUGAGAUCUGCAAAGUCGGUUGCAACAAGAAGAUCGAGCAGCUCGAGUACAUUCCCGACGAGCAGCUGAUCCUCUGCAUCUCGGGCAAACAGCGCAGUCUCCGGCUCGUGCCGGUUGCGGCGCUCGACCUCAAGCAUAGCGUGGACUGGAUAAAAGUACCCGACACGAAAGGAUGCAUCACGUUCUGCACGACCAGACUCUUCCACAAUAAUCAGAGCACCUACUACUUCUGCGUUGCCGUGAAGAAACAGAUCUUCAUCCAUCAGAUAAAUCGGUCCAAGUCUCGGCACGGGGGCCGCCAGGUCAUCUCCGUCUCGGCGCCGGUGCAGUGCUUGGACGUGACGGCCGACCGGCUUUGCGUCGGCUGUCACAGCAUGUUCUAUUUGUACAGUUUGGAAGCGAUCUGUGAACCGAUUUGUCUCGUGCAGCCGGACUCGAACCUAUCGUUCGUCUAUCACACACCGAUGGAUGCUCUGAUGUGCAUCGAACUCCCCAAUUACGAAUAUCUCCUAAUAUUCAGUCAACUGGGGGUGUUCGUGAAUUCGAAGGGCAAGAAGAGUCGUGAGAAGGAGUUGAUGUUCGCCAGCACUCCGUACCACGUGAGCUUGAGGGAUGAGGUGUUGUGUGUGUACGCCGAGAGCCACGUCGAUUGCUUCGAUGUAGCGUCGGGCGAUUGGCUACAGACCAUUAAUCUUCGUAGGACAAAACCUCUUAACAAACAAGGUAGUCUUUGCUUGUUGCUCAUUGGUGACCAACCGCACGUGGUCUAUAUGCAUCCUUCUCAUCUGCGUGAGAACAACAUCAUGAUCGCCGACGUUGUCCAUGGAGCUGCCUCAAGACGGCGGUUUUCGAUGCGCGGUGCGGACGGACGCACCGUCGACCGUCGCUCCCGAAUCAUCUCCGCGCCAUCUAAUUUCAAUCAUCUACAACACAUGGGCCCCGGAGAGAUCCAGAAACUCAUUGAUCUUCCUACUACUUUGCAUGAAGUGGCCGCUCAGGAGGAGCAGCAGCAGAAAAACCGUCUCUCAACGUGGUCGUCGAUGUCGGGCGGGAGCAGUUCAACUUCAUCGACUCCUAGACCUCCCUUGCCUAACAAACCGCCGCCGCUGAUACCAGCCCAACCCCGACGACGCGCCCCAUCGUCAAUGCGAUCACCAGACUGUUCGCCAUCCUCGUCCUGUACCACGCAUCAGGAUAGAUCCUCUCUUCAUCACGAAUCUCGAUCGAGUCCUCGCCAUUCGAUAACGUCGAAUAACAGCUGUUCGAGUAUGAGUCCGCCACCUUCACCGGAUCCUAAUGGAGUCGCUCACGAUUGA
Messenger RNA from Galendromus occidentalis (western predatory mite), 4947 nucleotides. RefSeq names its product serine/threonine-protein kinase gek (gene gek). NCBI's taxonomy places the organism in Eukaryota, Metazoa, Arthropoda, Arachnida, Mesostigmata, Phytoseiidae. The coding region runs from base 1 to 4947 and encodes 1648 amino acids. Gene Ontology annotation, cellular component: cytoskeleton; cytoplasm. Gene Ontology annotation, molecular function: protein serine/threonine kinase activity; ATP binding. The transcript has 16 exons. The record is from RefSeq and is a predicted model, not a curated record. Gene Ontology annotation, biological process: actomyosin structure organization; peptidyl-threonine phosphorylation.